Molecule: messenger RNA, 873 nt
Organism: Aspergillus clavatus NRRL 1
Lineage: Eukaryota; Fungi; Ascomycota; Eurotiomycetes; Eurotiales; Aspergillaceae
Exons: 2
Coding region: 1-873 (290 amino acids)
Cellular component (GO): nucleus; cytoplasm
Source: RefSeq, a predicted model, not a curated record
AUGAAGAUCCUUGCUCUCCACGGUCUCGGCUCGUCAUCCUCGCUGCUGAAAGAGCAACUGGCGCCCUUCGUGAGGGCAUUGGGCAAAGAGUACCAGUUCAAGUUUCUAGAUGGAGCAAUACCUUGCGGGAGAGGCCCAGGCGUCCCGGCUUGGGCCUCCGGGCCCUUCUAUUCAUACGCAACAGGCUUCACUCCAGCGGAGAUGCGUCAAGCUCUCCGCCACUUAGAUGAUUUUAUCAAAGAGCACGGUCCUUUCGACGGCGUGUUUGGCUUCAGCCUGGGUGCUGCCCUUGCGAUAACCUAUAUGCUGGAUCAGCAACAAAAGCAAGCUUCUUCGCCAUUCUGUUUUGCUGUCAUGUUCUCGCCCAUCUUUGUUGUUUCACCUGAUGAUAGCUAUUGUGAGCAGCUUCUGCGGCGAUGGCUAGCAGAUGAGCAUGCAGUGUUUCGGUCCAAGUUCCCCGAUGGCGAUUUUAUGACGGAGUUGGAAGAUCCGUCCGAGCGAACGCUUGCCCAGUAUCUGCAGCAGGUCUUGUCCAUGCAGUCAAUGGGCGUUGGAAUGAUUUUGCCAAACGCGAAUGUCGAUUUCCUGGGCACCAAGAAGCCCGAGGAAGUACCGCGCUUGAUACAUCCAGAUUUGUUCCACGCCCGGAUCAAAAUCCCAACGGUGCAUGUGAGCGGGCAGAACGACUCCCCCUACAUUGGAAAGCAGUCGGGAGUUGCACGAGACCUAUGCACACCUUCGAUUCGGCGGGUGCAUAGUCACGAUGGCGGCCAUGACGUACCCUUUAAGAUAUCCGACGUGAAUGCCAUUGUUCCAUCGAUCAAGGCGAUGGCCGAGGAAGGUACUCAGAUGCGAGACUUGUAUGGGGUUUGA